AUGUCUGCUUGCCCAAUUGUCGGCGACGCUUUCACUUUCUCCGGCGGCGACGAUGAACUCAACGCCGCCGAAAUGAGUUCGCGUCACUCUUUUUCACUCGUUCAGUCAAUUCCUUCCUCUCACUAUUCCUCCCUUAGCCGGUCGCCGGAAAAUUUAUCCGACGUCCUAGCACUGAACGAAUCGGAAAACUAUUAG
Sphenostylis stenocarpa is the source of this 195-nucleotide messenger RNA. Lineage: Eukaryota; Viridiplantae; Streptophyta; Magnoliopsida; Fabales; Fabaceae. The record is from the annotation of a GenBank genome assembly.